AGUAACUAAUAAUAAACAGUAGAAGACAGUGUACAGCCUCAAUAUCGAAAUUGGCGAGUCCACUCAAUCCAGAAUCCAGAUUCUUCUACGAAUGUUGCGUUGCGUUGUGGUUGUUUUGCCGAUAGCUGCAGAGUGCAGACGUGUGGAGUGACAAGCGUUUGAACAUUUUCGAACUAACAAUCGAGUGGUGAGAUCAGCCGUGAGAAACCGAAGAUGGAAGCUAAGCCAAAACUGAGUCAGGAAGCCGCGUGGAAGAAGCUACAGGACUACUACAACGCUAAUGGUGCGAAAAUCAACAUAAAUCAACUGUUUCAACAGGAUCCCGGCCGCUUCGACAAGUUUAGUUUGACGCUAGACACUCCGCAAGAUGGGCCCAUUCUUAUUGAUUAUUCCAAAAACCGAGUCACCGAUGAAGUUCUCAGCUUGUUGCUGCAAUUGGCAAGAGACCGUAAAAUAGAGCAGGCUCGUGAUGCAAUGUUCACUGGACAAAAGAUCAACUUCACAGAAGGUAGAGCAGUACUCCACACUGCCUUGCGUAACAGGGCUAACACUCCUAUUUUGGUUGAUGGAAAAGAUGUGAUGCCUGAUGUAAAUGCUGUCUUGGCUCACAUGAAAGAAUUUACAAACCAGGUCAUAUCUAAAGCAUGGAAAGGAUUCACUGGUAAACCAAUUGAGGAUGUUGUUAAUAUUGGUAUUGGUGGUUCUGAUUUGGGACCACUGAUGGUCACGGAAGCUUUAAAACCAUAUCAUGUUGGACCAAGAGUUCACUUUGUUAGUAAUAUUGAUGGAACUCAUAUAGCUGAAACUUUGAAGAAACUAAACCCAGAAACAGCUCUUUUCAUUAUUGCAUCAAAAACUUUCACCACACAAGAAACUAUUACCAAUGCUACUUCUGCCAAGAAGUGGCUUCUUGAACAUCUGAAAACUGAUGCUGCUGUAGCUUCUCAUUUUGUGGCACUAUCUACCAAUAAUCAAAAGGUUAAGGAGUUUGGUAUCGAUGAGAAGAACAUGUUUGGUUUCUGGGAUUGGGUUGGAGGAAGAUAUUCACUGUGGUCUGCCAUUGGUUUAUCAAUUUCCUUAUCCAUUGGUUUUGAUAACUUUGAGAAACUACUGGAAGGAGCCUUCUAUGCAGAUCAACACUUCCGUACAGCUCCAUUAGAAAAGAAUGCACCUGUGAUUCUCGCUUUAUUAGGAAUCUGGUACCAUAAUUUCUAUAAAGCUGAAACUCACGCGUUAUUGCCAUACGAUCAAUAUCUUCACAGAUUUGCUGCAUACUUCCAACAAGGUGAUAUGGAAAGUAAUGGAAAAUAUGUAACAAGAUCUGGAGAUGUUGUUGACUAUUCAACAGGACCUAUUGUCUGGGGAGAACCUGGAACAAACGGACAACACGCAUUUUAUCAAUUAAUCCAUCAGGGCACAAGGCUUAUUCCAGCAGAUUUUAUUGCACCUGCACAAUCACAUAACAAGGUACAAGGAGAUUUGCAUCACAAAAUUCUUUUGUCAAACUUCUUGGCCCAAACUGAGGCUUUGAUGAAGGGUAAGAGUCCAGAUCAAGCACGAGAUGAAUUGCAGAAAUCUGGAAUCAGUGCAGAUCAAGUAAACCAUCUAUUGCCUCAUAAAGUCUUUGAGGGAAAUAGACCAACCAACAGCAUCCUUGUAAAGAAACUUUCUCCCUUCACCUUGGGAGCUCUGAUUGCCACCUAUGAACACAAAAUCUUUGUACAAGGAAUCAUUUGGGAUAUCAAUUCCUUUGAUCAGUGGGGUGUGGAAUUGGGCAAACAAUUGGCUAAAGCUAUUGAGCCAGAACUGAACAAUGCUGACAAGAUCACUAGCCAUGAUUCUUCUACAAACGGAUUGAUUGCAUUCAUAAAAGCUCACAGUACUUAAAAAGUUUUCCAAGGAGUAGCUUAGUAAAAGAAAUCGGGAAAAUACUUAGAUCUGUGAGAGGUCAUCAUCAGUCUCGAGCGAUAUUUUGGUUACAACCCAGGAUGCGUCUACAAUGGCCUACCAGCCUUCUUCAAAACUCAGGCUUGAAUGUGUACUUUGCUGUUUGUUACUCCCUUAUAAAUCUUAAAACUUGAUUGGUGUUUAUUUUAACAUGCAGUCUACCUGCAGUGUUCGCUUGUGAUUACUCUCGUAGUUUAUGUAGAUCAUAAACCUAUAUGAAGUUUGUUUGUAAAUGAAAUUUCUAGUCUCUCUUUAUAGAUUUGAGAGAAUUUUAGAAUAUUACUCACAUACAAUAUUGCAUAUUCUGAUGGACCUAAUGCCUAUUAUUCAUAUAUUAAUGGUUGCAAAUGUGAUUUAUCGAAAAGUGAUUCACCUAUUUUGUUAUACAAAUGUUUCGCCCGUCUUUUUUAUGUUUGAUAAAAUCGUUGUUUGAUUGAUAUCUUUUUUUUGAUACAUGCCAUUCACACAUCAAAUGGAAUUAUCAGUAAUUUACACUUUGAAAAAAGUAUUUAAAUAUGUUCCAUAUUAAAAUGGGAGUACUAGUCCACAAGAAUGUUCGAUCGGUGGCAUUGUUGUUAUCGUUGUUGACGUUGUAAUAAAUUUAAUAUAACGUACAAAACGCGAAA
Messenger RNA from Nasonia vitripennis (jewel wasp), 2573 nucleotides. RefSeq names its product glucose-6-phosphate isomerase (gene Pgi). Lineage: Eukaryota; Metazoa; Arthropoda; Insecta; Hymenoptera; Pteromalidae. Gene Ontology annotation, molecular function: carbohydrate derivative binding; glucose-6-phosphate isomerase activity; monosaccharide binding. The record is from RefSeq and is a predicted model, not a curated record. Gene Ontology annotation, cellular component: cytosol. The transcript is spliced from 12 exons. Bases 214 to 1887 code for a protein of 557 amino acids. Gene Ontology annotation, biological process: gluconeogenesis; glucose 6-phosphate metabolic process; glycolytic process.